Messenger RNA from Caenorhabditis sp. 36 PRJEB53466, 1993 nucleotides. NCBI's taxonomy places the organism in Eukaryota, Metazoa, Nematoda, Chromadorea, Rhabditida, Rhabditidae. The record is from the annotation of a GenBank genome assembly.
AUGGAGAACUACGAGAAGGUUCGAGUCGUCGGAAGAGGCGCGUUCGGCGUCUGUUGGCUUUGUCGCGGCAAAAAUGAGGCGUCACAGCAAAAAGUGAGUUUAUCGAAAGUGAGCAAAACGGUUUCGACCACGGCAGGAUUCGAACCUGCAAUCUUCUGCUCCGUAGGCAGACGCGUUAUCCAUUGCGCCACGCGGCCCGUGAUCGCCGCCUGAGUCGAGGGCGUACAUAUUAGUGGCAAACCCACUUGAUUUCAGGUCAUUCUCAAGCUCAUCAACACGCACGGAAUGUCCGAAAAAGAGGACAAGUACAUUCAGAGCGAGGUGAAUUUGCUGAAAAAAGUGCAGCACCCGCUGAUCAUCGGCUACAUUGACUACUUUUCGGUCGACAAUCAACUCGCAAUCGGUAUUAUUGCGAAUUUUGACAUUUUCGAACGUUUUGUUUCAGUGAUGCAAUACGCGGAAGGCGGAACGAUGGAACGGAUGAUAAACGAGCAGAGGCCGGACAAGUUCCCUGAGAAACAAGUUUUGGAGUACUUUACACAGGUUUCAUUACAAAUAAUCAUAGAAGAAUGGGAAUUCUCAGAUCCUGAUCGCUCUGGAUCACAUGCACGCCAAACAGAUUGUGCACCGGGACCUGAAGCCGCAAAACAUUCUGAUGAACCGACGGAAGACCAUUCUGAAACUGUCCGACUUUGGAAUUUCCAAAGAACUCGGCACCAAGUCGGCCGCCUCGACCGUCAUCGGAACGCCCAACUAUUUGAGCCCCGAGAUUUGCGAAAGUAAUCCUUUUUGCCAGCGUUUCUAUCUGCAAAAUGUUUCUUAAGGCCGUCCGUACAACCAGAAAAGUGACAUGUGGUCGUUGGGUUGUGUUCUUUACGAGCUUUUGGAGCUGCGCAGAGCGUUCGACGGAGAAAAUUUGCCGGCAAUUGUGAUGAAAAUCACAAGGGUAAGCGUUUUCGUCAAAAAUUUCAGUUUUUCAUUCCUCAAAAGUUGAAAAAACCGCUAGGUCCCACCGAGAUUUGAACUCGGGUCGCAGGAUUCAGAGUCCUGAGUGCUAACCGCUACACCAUGGAACCGACGAUUGAAACUGGAGGCUGAGGGGGUAGACGGGAGGGCGGUCGUAGCCGACGCAGCGGGCGCAAACAGAAAGUGAAAAGCAGACUUGCUAGCACUAAAUUUUCAAAAAAUGAUUUUUGGGUCAAAUUUCUCUCAAAAAUCGUGCCUUUUUGUAUUUCCAAGUUGGCAAAAUACGCUUACCAGCCUUACUUACCAGCCUUGACGCUUACGCCGGAAAAAGCAGUUUUCCGAGUGAAAAACCCGAAAAAUGUGUCUUUUUUCGAAAAGUUUCUAAAAAACAGGGGACGACCGGAGAAAUGGGCGAGCACGUGUCGGCGGAGGUGAAGCAAUUGGUGCACAAGUUGCUGAAAACCAAUGAGAAUAAACGGCCCGAUGUGACAGGUACUCGUGUUUAGAAAGAACGAUAAUAUUCGGAUGGCUUCAGACUUGCUCGUCGACCCGAUAGUUCUUCCAUAUCUUAUUUCGAUUCAUUGUGAUCUGGGAAGGCUGGAGGCGCUUCCAAGUGAUAAGGUUCGAUUGAUUUGAUGUACAUCAUCAUGCCACACUUUGGACCGAUUAGGUUACGGGCUCUUUGGCUCGCGGAGCCCAAGUGCUCCAAAACUUGUUAACCGAGGCUAACUUAACUUCCAAGUAGGGCAUGUUGUGUACCGUUCGAAGAGUCUUAUCUCGAAAAUGUGAUCCGUUUUUGCAGAGGAAGCCUUCCUCCUCGUUGAGCAGCCGACUUCGCACCAAUCCGACGCUCUCGACGCUCCGCGCCUGCUCCACGCCUUCCAGUCUCUCCACGACGGCCACUCCCUCAAUACUUCCGACGUCUUCGAUGCAAAUCACUCGGUCGAGUUUCGCAACCGGAAGAAUGGCAACCGGCGGUCAGCCGAAUCGGAUUCCCGUCCGGGCACAGUACGACAAAACUUAUUAG